Molecule: messenger RNA, 3203 nt
Organism: Ornithodoros turicata
Lineage: Eukaryota; Metazoa; Arthropoda; Arachnida; Ixodida; Argasidae
Product: glutamate receptor ionotropic, delta-2-like
Exons: 11
Coding region: 196-2022 (608 amino acids)
Cellular component (GO): membrane
Molecular function (GO): ligand-gated monoatomic ion channel activity
Source: RefSeq, a predicted model, not a curated record
UGCUCGCUUCAUUAACGGAAGUGUAUUUGUGUUUUGUAGUAGUAGCUCUAGGGCAGGCAUUGUCCUCCCUGUUUUUGUUACUCGAGAUGUAGUCUAGUUAUUGCCUACAAUUUAAGUAUUACAGCAACCGUUCAUUGCCGUACGUGUACUGGUAUAUUUGAAGGGGUGGCAGAAGUCAUAUCACCCGUUGAACGCAUGGCCUGCAGCCUAGCCCUCCAGGACGGCUGGAACGACGUUAUUGUUGUCGGACAGCUUGGCAGCAGUUUCGCUGACGCCAUAUUUGGGUUCCACCAGCAUCCAAUCAAAACAACAGUUUACAACGCGGCCAAUCGCGUGCACUGGACGCCGUCUGAGAGUGUUGGUGGAGUUCUGAUCAGUUCCACUCCCGCUAAUGCUGCAGCAGCCAUGGAAGACUUGCGGGAGCGAAACCUGACUGGCCAGAGACGUAAGUGGAUUUUUGGAGUUCGCGACGACCCCGGCACGCGUCCCUUAAUCUUCCGGGGAAAAGACGGGGAAAAGUUUGUUCUUCUUGUGCCCCGUUUGUCGGUGCUGGCGCACACUUGCCACAGGAAGCAUAGUGUCAUCGAUAGCAGCGAAGCGUACAAGGCGUAUUCUCUGUACUCUACCGGAACGGGCAACACGUGUUGGGAGUUCUUGGAGAACGAGUCCCUGUUCCCUUCAUACCCAAAUGACUUCGGAGGAAGAUCCCUCAGGAUCACUUCGCUAGGGCUGUAUCCAGUGAGGCAGCCACCAAGAGACGCUAACAGCUGGAAGUGGUCGGGUUACACUUUCGAUAUCGUCAACUACUUUGCCGAGUUCCUUAACUUUACGUAUACCACCGUACAGCCGAGCGCCCACUACUACUACGUGGUCCUCCACAACGGCACCGUCGUCGGCGUCAUCGGAGACCUCGUAUCUAGGAGCGCUGAUAUGGGAGCGGGCGACCUUUCCAGAACUCCAGACCGAGAACAGCACGUCGACUUCACCCAAGAGAUAUUGGACGACUUCGUCACCUUCGUCUACCGCAGAGGAAUUGCGAGUCCUGGCCUGUGGACCGUUUUCGCUCCCUUUUCUGCUGCUGUGUGGAUGUGCACCAUCGCUACACUGGUCUUUGUAACGCUCGUCUUGGGUUACAUGCAAGUGCUCCGUGGAUGGCUAUUCAACCGCAAGCGAAAGUUUCAGUCGUGUCCCAAGGGGACGCUUUUCAAGUUUGGGUCCGUCACUUUUCAAGCCCUGCUCAGGCAAGACAACGCCACCCCAAAGCUUGACGCCGUCACGCGUAUCGUCCUGGCGUUCUGGUACCUGGAGUGCUUGAUUCUGUGCACGGUGUACAGUGGCCGACUAACGGCCUUCAGCGUGGUGACGUUGGAGCCUGCCUUGGAUACAUUGGAUGCACUGGUCCGCCGUCAUCCACAUGUAAAGAUCCUGGUCAAAGACGGAACUCUUCCCUUCGACGUCGUCAAGGAACCUGCCUACGAACACAUUUGGCGCCAAGGCUACAUUUCCGUGGUACCUUCCCGCACUGCGGUAGACGAUAUCCUCUCCUUAGUUCAAGGCGGCCAGAAUGCUUGGGUUGGGGAAGCAGCCUUUGCCGAUUUCAAAGUUCGCACCAUCCUCAAGGACGGCAAGGACUCGGACCUCUAUGUGGCACGCACGUCCUUGGCAUCGUCUUAUUGGUCUAUCGCGUUGCAGAAAGGGAGUCCCUUCUUGGACGUCUUUAACGAAAAAAUCCGCCGUCUGUGGUACUACGGUCUCAUCAGCCGUUUGAAGGAAAUCUACUUCAAGGAGACCAAUCUUGCACCGCCCAAUACCGCCAUGCCAGUAACGUUGAAAGAAAUGACGGCUACCUUCUGGAUCUGGUUCUUGGGCUUGAACCUCGCUGCUGCUACGCUUGUAUUCGAAAUGUUUUCCACGAGAGUAUGGAAAGCGAAGCGCUCAAUAACCGAAAGGCGCAAGGCUAAAUGCCAUAGACAUGGCAGCAAAUUUAGCGACGUUAACGUUCGUGUCACGUGCGAAAAAUAAGCAGAAAAUCGCAUAACAAGAUAUGGUACCUAGAGUAACUCAGCCUCUUCGGAAUGACUUACCAACGCAGAUCAAAGAAAUAUAUCACUGCGAAAAGACAGGAUGAAAUACUAGACUAGUUUUAGCUCAUGCGCUCUCGCGCACAAUAGGGAGUUUUCACCUACGUCACAUUGUGACGUGGCAGUGACGUGGCAUACUCGUAAGCUCCUCCCACUGGUGGUCACUUUUCGUACUAGCGGCAUUGAAAGAGACAAACUGCACUAUUUUUUAAUGUGACGCGGCGGCGUCACUAGGGGGUUGCGGUCCGCACCGGAUGAAGCGACGGAAGGGGUGACCCGCCGCACCAAUACUGCCGCUUCCUCCCGUUCUCUGUGGCACGAUGACGCCAAAAACAACAUGAGGAGCCUUCUGCGAGGCACGUUUUUUUUUUUUUUUUUUUCUGAUCAUGGUGUAAUAUGUCUAUUUAUCGUGAAUCGCCUGGUAUGGAAAGGUACCCGUUAAUGGGGGCAUGGUGUGGGCUGGGGGGUGACGCAAAGAGCUCCCGCACCGGGUGACGCGUACCCUAGCGAUGCCACUGAUGUGACGACCAUAAUUUUCAUAAAAGAAAACGUGAGAACGGCAAUGACGAUGUGUCUUCGGGAUAAAAGAAGCGUACGGACGCGACCGGAUUUCAAAACAUCAUUGAAGGCUUUGUUUUCGAGCAAAUGCUAGAUAAUCUCGGAAGCUGCGCCAAAAAAGUGACCACCGCCAUGGCGACCAAGCGCGUUCGUUUGACGUCAUGUGAAAACACCCUACACGGAAUGGCUGCCGUUAUGAUCUCUGGAAAGGGUUAGUGCGUCGAUCGGAAGGGAAAGUAGAAAGAUGUGAUAAGCUCGUCUUAUUUUUACCCUAGCAGCAACGACAACUGCUUUAUCUUGAUGCAUAUGAUGAUGAUGAUUGCUCGCACUAAUAUGGCUGAUGAGCCUUCGAGUAAGGACCACCUUGUUCAAAAAAGGUUAGUAGUGCUUUUGGGUCAGAACUUUGGUGGGCUGAAUUUGACCAUGGGCCAAUCAAUUUUGUCAUAGGGGGAGGGCGAGAGUCUAGCUGAUUUAAAGAUACUGUGGUCCCCUAGGAAUGUGUCCAUGUCGUGAUCGAAGAGAGUUACAAUGUGCCUCUACAGCACAUGGUUCAUGCAUUGAACA